Molecule: messenger RNA, 1711 nt
Organism: Tripterygium wilfordii
Lineage: Eukaryota; Viridiplantae; Streptophyta; Magnoliopsida; Celastrales; Celastraceae
Product: heterogeneous nuclear ribonucleoprotein 1-like
Exons: 6
Coding region: 148-1254 (368 amino acids)
Biological process (GO): regulation of gene expression
Cellular component (GO): nucleoplasm
Molecular function (GO): RNA binding
Source: RefSeq, a predicted model, not a curated record
UAAACGAACAAAAUUUGAAGGAAAAACGAUACUUCUCCUUGGGCUUAUUCUACGGCUCUCCAUCUUCUCUUCUCCUUCUCCUUUGGUGCGCCUGUAUUCGAUUUUCUUUUUACUGCCGUAUUAGCGGUCCUGGUAAGCUUGUAAGCCAUGGACGGGCAAGAUGACGGAGCUAUCCGCGACGUAGAACCUGUCGAUGUCAGAUCUGCUGACCACGUUGGAAAUGGCAGGUCUCAACCUCACACUGGUGACGGCGCGAGUCCAGGAAAAAUUUUUAUUGGAGGUUUAGCAAGAGAAACAACUUCAGCUCAAUUUGUCAAGUAUUUUGGAGAGUAUGGGGAAAUCACGGAUUCUGUGAUAAUGAAGGACUGGAAAACAGGGCACCCUCGUGGAUUUGGGUUUGUGACUUACGCAGAUCCUUCUGUUGUUGAUAUAGUCAUUCAGGAGACACAUAUUAUAAAUGGAAAGCAGGUGGAAAUUAAGCGAACGAUACCCAAGGGAGCUGCUGGCUCUAGAGACAUCAGAACUAGGAAAAUUUUUGUGGGUGGAAUUCCAGCAGCUGUGGGUGAAGAUGAGUUCAGGGACUUCUUUGCACAGUUUGGGGAUGUAAUUGAACACCAAAUCAUGCUAGACCAUGCGACAAAUCGCUCCCGUGGUUUUGGAUUUAUUACAUUUGACACAGAUCAAUCUGUUGAGGAUCUCUUGGAGAAGGGCAAUAGACUAGAGUUUGAUGGAGUGCAGGUGGAGAUCAAGAAGGCAGAGCCCAAGAAGUCCAACCCACCACCUCCCUCAUCCAAGCGUUAUAAUGAUUCUAGGGCUUCUUCUGGCAGUGGGUUCGGGGAUGCCUAUGGUGGGUUUGGAGGUGGUAGUGGCUUCGGUGGUGGGUAUAGGUCUGGCGGGGUUUAUGGAGGUAGAAUGGGUGCUUAUGGGGGAUAUGGCGGAGUUGAAUUAGGUGGAUAUGGAGGAUAUGGUGGCGCUGGCAUGGGGGCUUAUAGGGGAGACCCAUCCCUUGGAUACUUGGGUCGUUAUGGAGGAAGCCUGAGCAGAGGAUAUGAUAUUGGAGGUGGUUUUGGCGGCCCAGGUGAGUAUGAGGGAUAUGGUGCUGGUGCUGGCUAUGGGGGUGGCUAUGGGAGUGGCUAUGAUACUGGCCUUGGUGGUGGCUAUGGAAGUAGCAGUGGUGGGUCAUUCUAUGGAAGUAGAGGGGGAUAUGGUGGUGCAGGAGGAGGUACUGGUCGAUACCACCCUUAUGGGAGGUAGAAGGAGGUUGCAGGGAAUACAGUAUUUCAUGAAAUGUAACAGGGGAGUUAAUUUUGUUCAGUUUGUAUCAUCGACCUUUUAUUUUUCAGGUUGCCUAAUGGAGCUCAUUUUUCUACUGUUGCAUUUAGGAAAUUUGCCAGCCAAUGCCAAAAUGGUUCCUUUUAGUUCACUUGCAAGGUCUCAAAGACCCUGUUGUAUGUAUUUUAUAGGAAUUCCUCUUUGAUGUUGAUGAACUAUAAUCUUACAGUCCUGUGCGGUAAAGUUUAUUUUUUCAAGUAAGUCCUAGCUUAUAAGUGGUGUAAAAUAUGUUAGUUUAUAAGUCGUGAAAUAAGUUAGUUUGUGUAUUUUUCUUUUCUUUGAACUUUUUAGUGGACAUGCUUGGGGAACCACAAUGAACUUUAUUUGUAACAUUUAUGUUGUUAUUGCGAGUGGUAGGAUUUAGGAAGCUAUUUUUCAA